AGAGAAAACACAAGAGGAAUGAAGAAGUCGAAUCAAGUAAUGUGAAAGAACAAAGGCCAAUUGCUCAUCUACAGGGACGAGUCGACAACACCAAAUUUCAACACAAGGAUAUCAUGAUAUUGGACCUAUGGACCGCAAUGUCAAUUUUGCUACUCCAAAAUGUGGUAUGGAGAGAGACUUGCGCCAAAAGUCAACACCAACAAUCCUAAAUUUUCAAUGUAUUGUCAACAAGGGCGGGUUCGGUUACCUUUAUUACAACAACCACCUGAUUUUCUUUUAAACCUCUUCAAAGGCAGCAAUAGAAGAAGUGUAAAGUUUCUUAACAACAUUAGGGCAUACAAUAUGAUGUUUGCAUUCACUUCUUUGGGAGGCAAGAUACAAAAGGAAGUCAACAAUUCUAGAGGACCAUAUGUAUAUAGGAUGCAUGGUCAGAACUAUCGCUUGAUGGGAAGCUUACUACCAAUGGAUUCUGGCAAAUCUAAGUUCUCACAACUUUAUAUUUAUGACACGGAGAAUGAGAUACCAAAUAAACUCCAUGCAUUAGAAUCAGACCAGACCAACAAAUUUAAAUCCAAAAAGCAUCCUAAAGUUAGCACAUGUUGGACUUUACUUGGAAAAAGGGUAUUCCCGCAUGGGCAGCUAUAUGUGGUCGUUUCAAGAGUCAAGAGCAGAAAUGGGUUGAAAAUUUUGUUGGGUGGAGGAGAAGGCUGCAAUACAACAACGAAUGUUGUGUACAAAGAGGUCUUUCAAAAUGUGUAAUUUUCUUUUAAACCACAUCAAUAAUACUUAGCACAUGAAUAUUUUCAUUUCGCUGUAACUUUAUUUCUUUACACCCUACAAACCAUUUUCAACUAAUGUGUUCAUCUCACUAAAAAAUCUAAUGUGCU
This is a messenger RNA of Cuscuta europaea, 887 nucleotides long. The record is from the annotation of a GenBank genome assembly. Lineage: Eukaryota; Viridiplantae; Streptophyta; Magnoliopsida; Solanales; Convolvulaceae.